Fulvia fulva is the source of this 1401-nucleotide messenger RNA. Its product is annotated as 26S proteasome regulatory subunit 6A. Bases 1 to 1401 code for a protein of 466 amino acids. Gene Ontology annotation, molecular function: ATP hydrolysis activity; ATP binding; proteasome-activating activity. Gene Ontology annotation, biological process: proteasome-mediated ubiquitin-dependent protein catabolic process. The transcript has 3 exons. The record is from RefSeq and is a predicted model, not a curated record. Gene Ontology annotation, cellular component: proteasome regulatory particle, base subcomplex. NCBI's taxonomy places the organism in Eukaryota, Fungi, Ascomycota, Dothideomycetes, Mycosphaerellales, Mycosphaerellaceae.
AUGUCGACACUCGAGGAUCUGGAUGACAUGGAGCGCGAUGGCAAGAAGGAGGAGAACAACGACGGCGACAAGGACAAGAAGCAGGACCAGAACGGCGAUGCGGACAUGAAGGAUGCCGAUGGCGAGAAGGAGGAGGAUGAGAAGAAGGAAGAGGAAGACCUCAUCGACUACGAAAUCCUCAACUCCUCCACACGCGACAUCGUAGCUCGGCGGCGACUGCUUGAAAACGACACACGAAUCAUGAAGAGCGAGUUCCAGCGACUAUCACACGAGAAGCAGAGUAUGGUCGACAAGAUCAAGGACAAUGUCGAGAAGAUCGACAACAACAGACAACUACCAUAUCUCGUUGGCAACGUGGUCGAGAUAUUAGAUCUGGACGUCGAGAAGGAGGCGGCAGAAGAGGGCGCCAACAUCGACCUCGAUGCCACUCGCGUCGGCAAGUCCGCCGUCAUCAAGACAUCCACACGACAAACCAUCUUCCUGCCACUCAUCGGACUGGUCGACCACGAGAAGCUCAAACCUGGUGAUCUCAUCGGUGUGAACAAGGACUCCUACCUCAUUCUGGAUACAUUACCCGCCGAGUACGACAGCAGAGUGAAGGCUAUGGAAGUCGAUGAGAAGCCGACGGAGAAGUACACGGACGUUGGUGGUCUGGACAAGCAGAUUGAGGAGUUGGUUGAGGCCGUGGUGUGGCCGAUGAAGGAGGCAGAGCGCUUCAAGAAGAUUGGCAUCAAGGCGCCAAAGGGCGCGCUGAUGUACGGCCCUCCCGGUACUGGCAAGACCCUCCUCGCCCGAGCCUGCGCCGCACAAACCGAGGCCACCUUCCUCAAGCUCGCUGGACCACAGCUCGUGCAAAUGUUUAUUGGAGAUGGCGCGAAAUUGGUCCGCGACUGCUUCGCUCUUGCGAAAGAGAAGGCUCCUUCGAUUAUCUUCAUCGACGAACUUGACGCCGUGGGCACAAAGCGUUUCGACAGCGACAAGUCUGGAGACCGAGAAGUCCAGCGCACCAUGUUGGAGCUUCUCAAUCAGCUCGACGGUUUCGCGUCAGACGAGCGUAUCAAGGUGCUUGCUGCAACGAAUCGUGUCGACGUGCUCGACCCUGCGCUGCUGCGAUCUGGUCGUUUGGACAGGAAGAUCGAGUUCCCACUGCCAAACGAGGAAGCAAGAGCACAGAUUCUGCGGAUCCACAGCAGAAAGAUGACGGUCGAUGAGGGCGUCAACUGGCCCGAGUUGGCACGGAGUACGGACGAGUUCGGCGGUGCACAACUGAAGGCUGUAUGCGUGGAGGCAGGCAUGAUUGCUCUGCGAAGUGGGCAGAGCAAGAUCAGUCACGAGCAUUAUGUUGAUGCUAUUUCCGAAGUGCAGGCCAAGAAGAAGGACACUGUCAACUUCUACGCAUAA